Molecule: messenger RNA, 1128 nt
Organism: Sipha flava (yellow sugarcane aphid)
Lineage: Eukaryota; Metazoa; Arthropoda; Insecta; Hemiptera; Aphididae
Product: acyl-protein thioesterase 1-like
Exons: 6
Coding region: 157-813 (218 amino acids)
Biological process (GO): protein depalmitoylation
Cellular component (GO): cytoplasm
Molecular function (GO): palmitoyl-(protein) hydrolase activity; carboxylic ester hydrolase activity
Source: RefSeq, a predicted model, not a curated record
AGAACCCAGAUUAGGGACCGAAUAAAUAAGCCGCGGACCGUUGGACCGAACACUAGUCAUCGGUUGAACGCGGACAUCCGAAGUGAUUGCGGCGUUUUUCUCCGUUUUUCUUUUAUCUGUUAUUACUUUUCGGUUACGUUACUUCAGUUAGCAAAAAUGUCGGAAGACGCAUUCAUCGUGGCGCCGACUAAAAAACACACGGGCACCGUCAUCUUCUUGCACGGGCUCGGCGAAAACGGAGAGAAUUGGAAACAAACGCUUGGGAAAAUGGUCAAGCCCAACAUCAAAGUGAUUUGUCUCAACGCGUCGAAGAUACCGUUGACGUUGAACAAGGGUUUCCCGACGGCCGCGUGGUUCGAUCUGGCGUCGCUGGACGAGAACAAGAUGGAGGACGACAAGAGCAUCUUGAGGGCGGUGGACAAGCUGCACGACACGUUGGACGAGGAGAUUGCGUCGUCCAAGGUGGCAUCCACCAAGACCGUGUUGGCCGGUUUCUCACAGGGCGGCGCGCUGGCCAUGUACGCAGCGCUCACCUACCACAAACGGCUGGCCGGCGUCGCGGUCAUGUCCAGUUGGCCGGUGCUCCGACACACCCUGCCGGAUGCAAUCAUCAACAACACCAACACACCGAUGUUGCAGUGCCACGGUACCGAAGAUCCGGUCAUCUAUUUCAAAUGGGGUAAACUACUGGCCGAUCAAUUGUCAAAGGUAAACUCAAAGUUUGAGUUCAAAACCUAUGAGGGCUUGAUGCACGCGGUCAAUGACCAGGAAUUGGCAGACCUCAAAACUUUCCUCAAUAAAGUGUUGCCGUGAGAUAAAACAAAUACUAUCAAGUAUGAUUUGCCUCGACAGUUGCAGCAAAAUCAAUUAGUUUUUUACACAGACCGUGUAUGGAAAAAAAAAUCAUUAAUUAGUUUUAAAAUUGUUCAUUAUAUGUGUAAGUAUACGAUCGUGUAUUCAUAUAUUAUAUAUUGUAUAUUGUUGUUAUCAUCGACAUUCAUUAUUUGAAUCGAUGCAUCGACAUUGCUAUAAAACGUUUAUAUCUAUAAGACGCGAUUAAUUAUAACAAUGAAAUAAAAAUUUAGGUAUUAAUCGGCUAAUAUAUAUAUAAUAUAUGUUUGUCCUGUA